AUGAAAAUCCUGCUCUGUGACCUCCUGCUGCUCAGCCUGCUCUCCAGUGUGUUUAGCAGUUGUCCCAGGGACUGCCUCACCUGCCGGGAGAAACUCCACCCAGCCCUGCACAGCUUCAACCUGGAGCUGUGCAUCCUUGAGUGUGAAGAAAAGGUCUCCCCCAGCCCUCUCUGGACUCCGUGCACCAAGGUCAUGGCCAGGGGCCCCUGGCAGCUCAGCCCUGCUGACUCAGAGCACGUGGAGGCCGCUCUUGAGCAGCCUAGAGCCUCUGAGAUGCAGCAUCUGAAGCGAACACCCCGCGUCAGGAGCCUGCUCCAAACCCAGGAAGAUGCAGAGCCUGGCACAGAUGGGGCUGGUGAGCUGGAGCAGAAGCAGCUGCAGAAGAGGUUUGGGGGCUUUACUGGGGCCCGGAAGUCGGCCCGGAAGCUGGCCAACCAGAAGCGGUUCAGUGAGUUUAUGAGGCAGUACCUGGUCCUGAGCAUGCAGUCCAGCCAACGCCGUCGCACCCUGCACCAGAAUGGCAUCCAGGUGAUCCCCAAAACAGCAUGUGUCCAGUCCCAGACCUGCCGACUGGGAAUCAGGAUUCCUCCAUCCCCAAGACACUGAGCCCACGGCACCUCUCCAUCGUUUGUCCC
Castor canadensis (American beaver) is the source of this 635-nucleotide messenger RNA. RefSeq names its product prepronociceptin (gene Pnoc). NCBI's taxonomy places the organism in Eukaryota, Metazoa, Chordata, Mammalia, Rodentia, Castoridae. Gene Ontology annotation, cellular component: plasma membrane; axon terminus; neuronal cell body. Gene Ontology annotation, biological process: chemical synaptic transmission; sensory perception; neuropeptide signaling pathway. Gene Ontology annotation, molecular function: opioid receptor binding. The record is from RefSeq and is a predicted model, not a curated record.